AUGGCAACCUCAUCCGCAAAUCAAACACAUGAGGAGCAAGAAGAUGUAGACCCUGCUGAGCAGUCCUCCACCGGACAGCCCAACAAUGAACACUCUGUUGAUGGAAAGAAGGGUGGGGAAGAAGAGAACAGGGCUGACAGCGAGAGUUAUGAUGAGGAAGAAGAGGAGAUAUCGUCACCAUCGGUACCACCUUCUGUAACUAUGCAAGCUGAACCAAAGCUCAUGGAGAUCUCCAACCAGAUCUACAAGAAAAUAAUGUUCGAAUAUCAUCCUGGUUGGAUACUGCACUUUGAUUUUCAUGCAGAGCUUGGACACUCUUUGUAUGUCUUUGAUUUUACUGGCUUGGACAGACGCAUAUUCAGGUGCCACAGAAAAACCAGCACUGUCUUCCAGGCUUUAUACUACAUGUCCCACGCAAUGUACCCAAACCUUGAGACUGUCAGGAAAGGCCAAGUUCAAAUUAACAUGAUUGAUGGCAAGACCGUGACGAGGAUGUUAUUAGAAAUCCAUGGCUCUUACCCUAGCAAUUUUGCCCAGAUAUGUAUGUAUCAUACGCCAAUGGCAGUCAAUUUGAUGGUCGCUCUCGCCAAGCGGUCACUACCCAAAAACUUCUUGGAGAAGCUGGUUGUUGGGUGUACUUUUGCGGGCCGUCUUGACCAGUUCUAUGGACUCCCCACAAUCGAGGCUGCCACUCAGCGGACAUUGAACAAUCUCAACGGAGCUCUCCGAAUUCGGUACGAAAAUGAAAGGACGUUUAAGCUUUGA
Molecule: messenger RNA, 765 nt
Organism: Seminavis robusta
Lineage: Eukaryota; Bacillariophyta; Bacillariophyceae; Naviculales; Naviculaceae
Source: the annotation of a GenBank genome assembly